Ilyonectria robusta is the source of this 576-nucleotide messenger RNA. RefSeq lists its product as uncharacterized. Lineage: Eukaryota; Fungi; Ascomycota; Sordariomycetes; Hypocreales; Nectriaceae. The transcript has a single exon. The record is from RefSeq and is a predicted model, not a curated record. Bases 1 to 576 code for a protein of 191 amino acids.
AUGUGUCUUCCAUUCAGACUGAAACAUUAUGCUCCAGCCAAAACGGCCAAAACCACACCGGUAGCUCAAAUUCCUCGUCUACCAUCCACAGCGCGAUGCCCGAACGACACCAAGAACUCAACCUUACAUACUCGCCCCUCACCUGGGUCUCCUCUUUUAUCGCCUAGCAUCCAAUACAUGGACAGCUCCAAGAAAUCAAGCCUCAGCUCUACACCUGGAUAUCAGACCCAAACGCCCCCGUCUACUGUCCCAUCAAAGAGGCAUUCUGAAGAGUCUCCGAAGCCAGUCGCCGCCGUUGAGACUCCAUUUUCAUCAUCCACCCUACCCCAUACGACACCCGAUGAGAGUGGGCUCUACAGGCUAAAUGUUGCACAAACCGAAGGAAAAGACGUCUAUGAGCUAAGGGUAUCUCGACGUAGGAGAGUUGGUGUUAGAGACAAUGAUCAUAAUCACUUCGAUUUCUUUGGACUGUUUGAUGCACUUGGCUCCAUUGGCGAUGGAGGUGGAGGUGGUGGCCAUGGAGGUGGUGGCGGUGGAGGAGGAGACGGAGGUGGCGGAGGCGGUGGGGGGUGUUGA